This is a messenger RNA of Pundamilia nyererei, 1662 nucleotides long. Its product is annotated as ICOS ligand-like. The transcript has 3 exons. Gene Ontology annotation, cellular component: external side of plasma membrane. The record is from RefSeq and is a predicted model, not a curated record. Lineage: Eukaryota; Metazoa; Chordata; Actinopteri; Cichliformes; Cichlidae. The coding region runs from base 606 to 1163 and encodes 185 amino acids. Gene Ontology annotation, biological process: T cell costimulation; immune response; positive regulation of T cell proliferation.
UUGUUUUCAUUGUCACUGUUUUCCUUUUAUUUUGACCUGCUUAGUUCACAGUGCGAGCUUCACAGCUAAUGUGAGGCAAACAGGGACGCCUGGUUAAAGCUGGUAAACCUGAACGUUGAACCUUCAACUGUGCUCUGCUGUGAAUUUAGCUGGGACCUGACAGUCACAGGUAGCAGCUACUGACCUACUACGUAUGUCAUCUAAAGACAAUCAGCAAAUAACAAAACAACAACUUCAUAGAUCGAUAUUUAGGAAAAGCCGAGACAGAAGCUGCAGUGGACGCUUCAUUGUUCCUAAGACUCAGUUUCUCUUCACUGCUCUGCGUUACUUCACUACAACUUCCCUUUUCUCCGUGGCUGCUUACAGAGGAACAACAGAACAAACUCGACCGACCGGUCACCAUAUUCACAACACAGCUGACGACAGAUGAGAUCACAUGAGAUCCCAUGAAAACAAUGGGCCAAUCCAAUUCCUGAUCUAGGCUACAUUUAUUACACGAGGCCCGUUUAGUUUGUAAACAGUGGUUUGUGAGCUGUCCACAUUAAGGAAGACUUUGGCUUUACGGACAACACUGAUUGUCACUCUCCGUGAUACACAGAUCUUUGAUGGUUUAUCGAGGCAGAGAAAGUAUGAUGGAUAUUCUUCGUAUUGGACUGCUCUGGGCUCUGCUGUUUGGAGUACUGCAGGCGUCCGUCCAUAAAGACCAGAAAAACAUCACAGCUGGACAGAACGUCAUUCUGCCGUGUCGAGCUCGAGACAACAACAUCCCCAUCAUAGUGGUAGAGUGGAGCAGAGCUGACCUGGGCAAAGAAAGUGUCCUAAUGUACCGGGAUAAGCAGCUGGAUCCAGAUCACCAGCAUGCAUCUUUUAAGAACCGGGUGGACCUGCAGGACAGAGAGAUGAAGGAUGGAGACGUGUCUUUGAUUCUGAAGGACGUGACGAUUGAUGAUGCUGGAACAUACGAGUGUCGUGUCUUCAGGAGAAGAACAAACCGCAGGAAGAGAGCUAAUCUGAAGACUCCCCCCAUCAGCAUCAUCACCCUGACUGUUGUUGAUCCUCCAGGUCAGACAGGAGAAAACCCAGACGAUGGAGGGAAGGAGGAUGGAUCUUUUGGACUCGUCAUUGGUCUUUCAGUUGCUGCUGUUGUUCUUUUUUUGAUCUAAAAUCUGACAGUUGAGCUUUCAGAUUACUACAGUACUAUUUUAUCUACCUCAUGCUUUAUAACCUAUUUAUUUGCCUCAUUACAAAAUGUCCAACUAAUGUUCCUUCUGCUAUCGGUUAAUGAAGCUUCAGUAGAAAAUUGAAUCAGUCUAUUUCAGCUUUAGCACUGGAUACAUGAAAAUCUAUCUACUGUCAUUUCAUUGUUUUUAUAGAAAACAGAUCAACUAGUCUGACAGGUGCCUCCUCAUCACAGAGGUAACACUGUGAUCAGUAACAUUAGACAUUCAUUGUUAUUAAAUGUUCUCAUUAGUUUGUUUCUGUUUCUUUAUUGUAUUGAUACAUUAUUACACAUAAUUCUCAGAAAUUAUAAGAGCAGAAUACAAACAGACCAUGACACAUUUUUCAGGGAUUCUCAGCUGCCAGAAGCAGAUCAGAAAAGAUCAUAAUGUUUUAUAUUCUGUAAAUGAUCAAAUAAUGAAGAAAUAAAUGAUGUCAAAGUUC